Condylura cristata (star-nosed mole) is the source of this 1756-nucleotide messenger RNA. It is a transcript of the gene USB1, whose product is annotated as U6 snRNA biogenesis 1. Gene Ontology annotation, cellular component: nucleus. Gene Ontology annotation, biological process: U6 snRNA 3'-end processing. The record is from RefSeq and is a predicted model, not a curated record. The coding region runs from base 44 to 841 and encodes 265 amino acids. Lineage: Eukaryota; Metazoa; Chordata; Mammalia; Eulipotyphla; Talpidae. Gene Ontology annotation, molecular function: 3'-5'-RNA exonuclease activity. The transcript is spliced from 7 exons.
GCUGCGGCUGCUGGCGGGUCGGCCUGGUUGAGCAGGAAGCCCCAUGAGUGCGGCGCCCCUGGUGGGCUACAGUAGCAGCGACUCGGAGGAUGAGGCUGAGGCGGGGGCCCGAGCCUGGUCCGGGACUGGAGGCAGCAGUCGUGGGCAGAGCCCGCUUCCCAGCCAGCGGUUGCCGGUACCCGAGAGCGUGUUGCACAUGUUCCCAGACACUGAGGAGGGGCCUGAAGACGACAGUGCAAAACACGGGGGACGGGUGCGCACCUUCCCCCACGAGCGGGGCAACUGGGCCACCCACGUCUAUAUACCUUAUGAAGCCGGGGAGGAGUUCCUGGACCUGCUGGACAUGCUGCUGCCCCAUGCACAGACCUAUGUGGCCCGGCUGGUGAGGAUGGAGGCAUUCCACGUGAGCCUGUCCCACAGUGUGGUCCUGCGCCAUCACUGGAUCCUCCCCUUUGUGCAGGCCCUGAAAGACCGCAUGGCCUCCUGCCAGAGAUUCUUCUUUACUGCCAACCGGGUAAAGAUUUAUACCAAUCAAGAGAAAACCAGGACCUUUGUUGGGCUCGAGGUCACCUCGGGGCAUGCCCAGUUCCUGGACCUGGUUUCAGAGGUGGACAGAGUCAUGGAGGAAUUUGACCUCACCACCUUCUACCAGGACCCCUCCUUCCACAUCAGCCUGGCCUGGUGCGUGGGGGAUGCCCGUCUCCAGCUGGAAGCACAGUGCCUGCGGGAGCUCCAGGAACUCGUGGACGAGUUUGAGGACUCGGAGACGCUGCUGCGCGUGCACGCCGAGCAGGUGCGCUGCAAGUCUGGGAACAAGUUCUUCUCCCUGCCUUUGAAGUGAGGCCAAGCAGAGCUAGAGGGGCCUGAUCGAAAGGAGGGGCUGCGCCCCGCUUCCUCCGGCCUGAGGGGCGGCCACUCCCUCCUCCUUCCCUGGAGCCGCGCUCCAUCUCCGUCAGUCAGUGCGGCUAGGUCACGUCAUUUCCAGAAGUCACCAGUAGAGGGCAGCCUGGACUUCCUAGUUCUUGCUCUGGGGAUGGUUAUGCAAAACAAUCAUUUGCUUCUGGGGUGAGCCCACCCAUCCGCAGCCAGGAUCCUCAGCCUGCACCCGCCAGGAGCCCCUCCUGGAGCGGCUCCCCCCUCCACUGUUGGCGUUUUGAUGCACGGGUCUCGACCAUGGUUUUCGGUUCAUCUUCAUGCAAGGACGUGGUGCUCGCAUGGGUCUGUUACCCUCCUUCCUGGAAGCAUGUCAUUUUUAUUUAUCUGCUUUUAGCCACACCCCCUCCUCCGCCAGGGAGGCCACUUCUGGCCCAAGGUAGAGGGUGCUAAUUUGCGGUUCAGUUUUCUCUCUCUCUUCCUCCUAUUCGCCCCAGCCAGGGAGAUGAGAGCAGAUGUUUCGCUUUGGCCAGGCAGGUGGCUUAGAGCCAGGAGCCCAGUGCUUGGACCUCUGGCCUCGCCCCGAACACUGUGACCUCUGGCUUCGCACCAGUUUUCCCAGGGCAGCAGAAACACACCUUCCCCCAGCAGGUUGCCCCCUGCUGCUCCUGCAGCCUGCCCUGGCCUGGCCUUGGGCCUCCAAGUGGUGGGGUCCCGGAGGGGGGAGGGGGGCACAGGAUUUUUAUUUUUCAUUAAGUGCUCACCAGAGCAAGCAGCCCUCUCCAGUAGCCAUCUGGCUUUCUGGUGAUGAAUGAAAAGACUUUUUUUAUGUGAUAGUUUUCAGUGAUGAUCAACAAAUAAAAAUUGCCAUUUUUAUUUUGGA